Colletotrichum paranaense is the source of this 2442-nucleotide messenger RNA. Its product is annotated as glycosyl transferase family 8. Bases 1 to 2442 code for a protein of 813 amino acids. The record is from RefSeq and is a predicted model, not a curated record. Gene Ontology annotation, molecular function: glycosyltransferase activity. NCBI's taxonomy places the organism in Eukaryota, Fungi, Ascomycota, Sordariomycetes, Glomerellales, Glomerellaceae. The transcript is spliced from 6 exons. Gene Ontology annotation, cellular component: cytoplasm.
AUGGCGCCGCUUCGUGGAGGAGAACAGGUCUAUGCGACGCUUCUGUUGAACGACGCAUACCUUCCAGGCGCAUUGGUUCUUGCUCAUUCUCUCCGCGAUGCCGGCACUUCGAAACAGCUGGUCGUGCUCGUCACGCUCGAUACCGUAUCUGCCGAGGUUAUCACAGAACUCAAGGCUGUCUACGAUCAUGUCAUCCCCGUGCCGCGCAUUCGGAAUGCUCGACCAGCGAACUUGUACCUCAUGAACCGGCCUGAUCUCCACUCAGCCUUCACCAAAGUCAACCUCUGGCGCCAGACUCAAUUUUCCAAAAUUGUCUACAUCGAUGCCGAUGUCGUCGCCUAUCGAGCUCCUGACGAACUAUUCGACAUUGCCGCGCCCUUCUCUGCCGCACCCGAUAUCGGAUGGCCGGAUCUUUUCAAUACUGGUGUAAUGGUUCUGAGCCCCAACAUGGGAGACUACUAUGCUCUCAUGGCGAUGGCGGAGAGGGGCAUUUCUUUCGAUGGUGCCGACCAAGGUCUCCUCAACAUGCACUUCAAGAAUACGUACAAUCGCAUCAGCUUCACCUACAAUGUCACACCCUCGGCACAUUACCAGUACGUGCCUGCGUACCGACACUUCCAGUCCAGCAUCAACAUGGUGCAUUUCAUUGGCCCCGACAAGCCGUGGUUCCAAGGUCGACAAGCGAGCAAAGGAGAUUCACCAUUCGAAGACAUGAUUGGAAGAUGGUGGGCCGUUUACGACCGGCAUUACAGAGUUGCCGAAACAGCAUCUGCUCCGCCACAAGAGCAGCAGCCACAGGUUCAGGAGGAGCAUACUCCUGUCCAGCAGCAGCAGACACAUCAGGAACAGCAGGUUCCUGAGAUUGUACAGUAUUUUACUAAAGGAGAAUUCCAGCCGCAAGCUGCGCAAGCAGCAUCAACGGGUGAGCAUUUCCACGGGGCGGAAACGCCCCGUAGCCACGGUGGCACACACUACCAGACGGUGCCCUCUUCCUCGGGUCAUCCGGCUCAUGGCCCUUCCCACCAUGAUGCUCACGAUGCUGGCUCUUUCCAGUCAUGUGUUCAUCACGAACAGCCCCAUCAUGGUCAAGGAUCCCAGCCUGAGAUCGCGUAUCAGGCUGGCCAUUCGUUACCCCCUUCGAGCGAUUCAUUUGGUGCUUUUGCUGGAACGCAAGCUGAGGCUCGAUCAGAGCAGAUUUCAGCACAUGAGGGGCGGGGUGAAUCAGUACCAGUGGAGCAACCAAGAGAGCCAACUCCUCCGCCAGCAUGGGACGCUCAGAGACAACCCCCACCGGCAGAUUCAAGACCAGAGGCACUCAACUUCCCUUCACAGACGUAUGAGAUGUCUCAGGACCCCGCUCCAUUUGUGCCCCCCCAACGAUACCCGAGUCCCCCAAGAAACAUGUGGUAUGAGGUUCCGAAGGACAAGCCAACGCAGAAGCCUCGUCACCUCUUCCCAUGGGAGAUCAACCAACCCAAGCCGACCAGAGUCUUCACUGCGGAUUUGGCCGAGCCGGAAGCCGAAGAAUCUUCGAGCACGCCGACUGGUGAGCACGCGGCGUCUUUCACGGCGUCUUCCACAUCCCAGGCUCCCGCUGAGCCGUCUCUUUUAGGAUCAUCGACGACUGGUCAAAAGAGCGAGCCCAGCACCCCAGCCACUCCAACUAUCAAAGUCAGCCCGUCGGACCCUUGGACCGCUUUUACACGUACGAAUGCCUGGGACGAAGUACCCGAAAUCGAACGUUACGUCGAGGGUCUCCAGAAGCAUCGUCGUGGGAAGAGCCAGGGCUCGGUGGGAACCUCUGAUGGAAAGACAGCAAAGGAGCAUGGGCUCAAGCUCACAGACUUCCCUAGCGUAGUCGACAGACCUAGUCUUCCAGUCACUCCUGCACCUAUCCGUCGGCCAAAGUUCUGGGGCGGUGGCCCCAAACCUGGCGACGGAGAGGAUGAUGAGGAACUGCCGGUCGCCCAGGGCGUGCCGCCGCAGACUGACUGGGUAUGUGUGCAUGGAAUUCGGUGGACUCCCGCAGACUGUCUUUGCGAAUAUACUAACCUGCCCUUGCGCCCCAAGGACCCUUCUGCACAGCUUCAGGAAUUGGCUAAGCAGCAGUCAGAGGCUUUGUUGAAGAAGCUCGGUGGUGGUGAAGGUGGACCUGAGGGUGUGAGUCGAGAGAUCCCGAAACGUUCCUUGCCGUUCGGCUCGGAGAGAGUGUUUCCACCUACUUAUGUUGCGCAGUCGUCUAAAGGAGUGGUACUCAGUCCGCAGCCGGUGAAAGGCAGCGCGACUACGAGUGUUUUGCGCAAUCUGGGUGGUGAGCAGGCACAGAUCCAAGAGCCGGCGUAUCAAGGUCCGGGUACCGCCUGGGAGAGGGGAGAGGGUGCCCCGUUGUGGGAGACGCCUGCACUUCCUAUGGAGGAGCAGCGCGAUGUGCUCGACACAUAA